Bipolaris maydis ATCC 48331 is the source of this 492-nucleotide messenger RNA. RefSeq lists its product as uncharacterized. The record is from RefSeq and is a predicted model, not a curated record. Lineage: Eukaryota; Fungi; Ascomycota; Dothideomycetes; Pleosporales; Pleosporaceae.
AUGUCUGGGCGUGCGCUACCGGACGGCGGCAUCGAGCUUCAUCGCCAAACAGCCUCAAAGACAUGCGUUUUCUGGGACGAAUUUCCUCCCUUUGUUCCCAAACGCACAAAGCCCUUCAAGGAGGAGUUUGAUCGUUUGGCUAACCAGGAGGGAUGGGGCAAAAAGAAAAAGCGCGAGUAUCUUGUGAAGGCCUUGAACGCUGAGAUCGACUUCCAUAGCGAUAAGACAACCGGAUUAGUUCGCUGGCAACGCCUGUGCCAAGAACUCGGGCUUAGCAAUGAGCCAAAAUCAAAAACGCAAUGCAAGAGAGUUCUCAAAUCCCGCUUCGUGAACCUCUAUACACUUUUGGAUCACCGUCGAAACCCGGAUGUCCCGGUGGUAUGCUUCAACUCAUUCAAGGAGCUCCUUCACGACAUACGCAGAACAGGAAACUUUCCACGCGAGUGUGCGAAGCAGGACGGAUAUAUGAAGAUUUUUUUGCAAAGAUUGUAG